AGUAAAAUAAAAACAGCAACAAGCCCAGACAGAGACAUAGAAAAAUAUUUCAAAAUUCAUUCGCAAAUUAUGCUGGCCAUGUCAACACUUAUGAUGCCAGCGCCCACUAUAGCUAUGGGGGCCCCGCAGAUAACAGUGGGCCCCCAUAAGCCUCCCGAAACUAAAUUGCUUGCCAUUCACCCGGCAGCUGCACAGCAGCAACAACAGCAGCAGCCGCCGCCGCAUUUGCAGUUAAACGGGCAACAUCCACAGACGCAGCAACAGCAACAACUGCCGCCAAAUCAGCAACAGUCCCAACACUCACAACAGCAGCAACAACAAAUCUUAUCCAGCACUAAGCCAGGUAAGUGA
This is a messenger RNA of Teleopsis dalmanni, 351 nucleotides long. RefSeq lists its product as uncharacterized. The transcript has a single exon. NCBI's taxonomy places the organism in Eukaryota, Metazoa, Arthropoda, Insecta, Diptera, Diopsidae. The coding region runs from base 70 to 351 and encodes 93 amino acids. The record is from RefSeq and is a predicted model, not a curated record.